UUCAACCAGAUAUUGACUGCAAGCAAAGUGUGUCUUUGAACAGAUCCAAUAUGGCUAAAGCAGCAGGAGCAGCAGCUGCAGCUCUGGGAGCCGUCGUUGCAGCCGGUGAAGCCAUCGCUGGUGCUUCCCCCACCCAUCGCCAGUGCAAUGUCGAGAUCACCAACGUCUGUAAAGACUACAGCCUCUCUAAUCCCAGGAUGUACCUUGACAGCGGACACUGUGCGAUACCUCAGUCCCCCUUCAUUGACUCUGGAACAUCUGAUGUUGCUGUGUUUGUCAAAACCCCUAACACUGCAUGUGGAUCUGUCGGCGUCAUCACGUAUGAUCUCCAGGACAACAAAACACAGCAGAGCACUAAGAAAAUGGCCGUCAUGUUCUCUGUGCCUUACGACUUUAAUUUUUACUCCAAUGUGUAUGCAGUGGGAAUCUUUGACCACAGCAGAGAGUGUGAUAAGACACUUUAUAAUGAGAUGAUAAGUGGAUCAGGAUCAUUUGCCAGAAAGAAAGCAAAAGAGCCAGGAAGUCUCAUUUAUGAAGGUGGUACUUUUACCAUCAUGGCCACAAUGUCAGACACCUACCAACCUGUCAUAAAGCUGCGAAUUAGUCAGAAAAUUUAGUGACCAAACAUAAACAAUGUUGGUUACAGAACACCUUUAUCACAUAAAUGUUGUCUAUCAGGGCUAAUAAUGUGAUGUAAUAGAAUAGUUUGUCACAGAUCGGUACUGAUACGGAAAACUUUAACUCAUAAAGACCCAAACAUCCAUCGUCGACUAAAAGCACUGAUCUAAACUGUUGAAUACCUGUUGAUCCACUAAUCCUAUCAAUACAUGUCAAUAAUUG
Sphaeramia orbicularis (orbiculate cardinalfish) is the source of this 840-nucleotide messenger RNA. RefSeq names its product bryoporin-like. The transcript is spliced from 3 exons. Gene Ontology annotation, biological process: cytolysis in another organism; pore complex assembly; monoatomic cation transport. The record is from RefSeq and is a predicted model, not a curated record. Gene Ontology annotation, cellular component: pore complex. Gene Ontology annotation, molecular function: channel activity. NCBI's taxonomy places the organism in Eukaryota, Metazoa, Chordata, Actinopteri, Kurtiformes, Apogonidae. The coding region runs from base 51 to 617 and encodes 188 amino acids.